CCAAACCUUCAAUUGAGCUGCAUUGGCGCUUUCUUCUUAUUCUUCAUUCACGUCGUUCAUAUGCGACGAAAUCUGUCUUUCUCUGUGAAGAAUGUGAAGAAGACGACGACACAUAGAGCUUCCGUCGAUUAGCUUCUCUAUUAAGAAGCCCAAUGGCGAUGAGACUCGCUGUUCUCUAGGUUACGGGAUCCUGGCGAUCUAUUGUGUUUCGGAGGCCGAGAUCAGUCCCUCGCUCACGGCUAGUUGUGUGUCUGAUUUCUGCGCUCCAUUGAAUCAUUGGAGCUCCGCCUUUCUUAAGAGACUUCCAUUUCCUGAUUCGGGAUUAUUGAAGAUUUGUAUCUUUUGAUCUCGAUCUUUCCAAAGUUCUCAUAGAAGCGAAGUAUCUGGGGGCAUAGUAUUCUUUUGAUGAUCUGAAGUAAAUCUGGGUCAUUUCUUGUAAUUUCGAGCUUUUGAUUUACUUAUAAGGAGAAAAUUGAGGCGCCAGUUUUUAUUAAUUGAUAUCUCAAUGGUUGUUGAUUGCCGGAGCUUGAUCGAAUUCUGCAGGGAUUUUGAGCAGCAGGCUGGUCAAAAUGCCAUGACUUCAUCGGAGCAACGGUGCAGCUCCAGCCCGUUUCAAAAGACGAGGGGCAAAUCCUUGAACCCUUUAUCCCAUCCCUUCUGCGAGCACUCUCCCUUUGCUGCCAUCGAUAUUGUGAUACUACUUCUGGCGCUUGGAGCGCUAGGGUUUCUCUCGGUUCCCUACUUCGAGUUAAUCUUUCAUGAAGCCUGCGAGCUGCUUCCUCUAACCUUCGAGCUGGUCGUGGAAGUCAUUUAUGAAACACCUGUAGCAUAUGCUGUCGGUCUGGUUGUGACAUCGGCCGCACUGAUUGCAGCAUGGGAGAUUAUUGAUUUUAAAUCCAGAAAAUGUGGGAAUCCUGCCUGCAAAGGUCUGCGGAAAUCAGUUGAGUUUGAUAUCCAGUUGGAGUCUGAAGAGUGUGUUAAGUUUUCCCCUCACGCGCUUAAGGAGACAGCAUGCACGCUAGAAUUAGGGCAGGAUCAUAAGGAACUGGAAGCUGAGCUGAGGAAGAUGGCUCCUCCUAAUGGCCGUACUGUGCUGAUCUUUCGUUCACCUUGUGGGUGCCCCGCCGGCAGAAUGGAGGUUUGGGGGCCUAAAAAAGUCCGCAGAAUCAAGAAGUAGUUAUAUUUUGGCCCUGUUACUUGCAAUCCAGUCUUCAAUAGCGCCCAAAUCUAUACUGCGCCACAAUAUAUUGUAUUUUCUCUUACCUUUAUACUAUUUGUAAGCCACUUGGAAUAACUGGGGAUCAUGGCUAAAUUGGGGCAUUUACACAGAUAGCACACAAUUCUUAAGCAUUUACUUAUCUCAGGUUCAAAUUUUCAU
Phalaenopsis equestris is the source of this 1378-nucleotide messenger RNA. RefSeq lists its product as uncharacterized. The transcript is spliced from 2 exons. Bases 506 to 1177 code for a protein of 223 amino acids. The record is from RefSeq and is a predicted model, not a curated record. NCBI's taxonomy places the organism in Eukaryota, Viridiplantae, Streptophyta, Magnoliopsida, Asparagales, Orchidaceae.